Miscanthus lutarioriparius is the source of this 366-nucleotide messenger RNA. NCBI's taxonomy places the organism in Eukaryota, Viridiplantae, Streptophyta, Magnoliopsida, Poales, Poaceae. The record is from the annotation of a GenBank genome assembly.
AUGGCAAGAGGUGCUCGGCCAUCUGCGCGGCUCCUGCUCCUCUCCCUGGGGCUUGUGCUCCUCUACUUCAGCUCAGGAAGCAGCGUUGGCGUCGCUGAUGCCCAGAAAACGUGGUGCGUGGCCAAGCCGUCGGCGUCCAACGAUAUCCUGUCUCUGAACCUCAACUACGCGUGCUCCCAGGUGAGCUGCGCCGUGAUCCAGAAGGGCGGGCCGUGCUACUACCCGGACAACCUGGUGUCGCGCGCCGCCGUGGCCAUGAACCUGUACUACGCCGCCAAUGGCAGGCACCCCUGGAACUGCUACUUCAACAACUCGGCGCUCGUGGUGCAGUCCGAUCCCAGCUAUGGCUCCUGCACCUACUACUGA